UUCCUGCGUGCAAGGUGCGCUGUCUUGCUCUCUUACCUUUCAACUUUCUCUCUCCGCAAUUCUAGAGACAGAUUCGCCAACCCGAAGCCUCUCUCUCUCUCUCUCUUUCAUAAUCUCAUUGCCAUUCCCAUUAUUUUAUCGACAAAAAUACAGCUGAAUUCGAUUUUAGGAGCUAUUCUCAAUUUUUGCUUCUCUCUCUCUCUCGACCCAACAACACCCAACUACUAAUCUUUCAGAUCUGGCCUUUGACACCUUCGUCUUGGGUCCAGUUCGAUCAGCAGGACGCUAAGAAAAUUUGGAGUUUCCUUGUAUUGAAGAGAAUUUUGCAUCCUGAACUAAAGUUGCAAUGAAGAAGGCAUUUGAUCAAACAGUUCGGGAUAUUAAGAGGGAGGUGAAUAAGAAAGUUCUCAAGGUUCCUGGAAUAGAACAGAAGGUUCUUGAUGCUACUAGCAAUGAGCCCUGGGGUCCUCAUGGAUCUCUUCUCGCUGAUAUUGCACAGGCUACCAGAAACUAUCAUGAGUACCAGAUGAUUAUGUCUGUAAUCUGGAAGCGCAUCAAUGAUACGGGCAAGAAUUGGCGGCAUGUUUAUAAGGCUUUGACUGUUUUGGAAUAUUUGGUAGCCCAUGGGUCAGAGCGUGUCAUAGAUGAGAUCAGGGAACAUGUGUAUCAAAUAUCGACCUUGUCCGAUUUUCAAUAUAUUGAUUCUGGUGGGAGGGACCAGGGAAGCAACGUCAGAAAGAAAUCUCAGAGUCUUGUGGUUCUAGUGAAUGAUAAAGAAAGAAUACAAGAAGUGAGACAGAAGGCUGCUGCUAACAGGGACAAGUUUCGCAGCACAUCAAUGGGUGGUAUGUACAAGCCAAGUUCAUAUUCAGGUUCAGGAGGAUAUGGUGACCGAUAUGAUGAUGAUCGUAAUGAAGGCCGUUAUGGAAGUAGAGAUGAUGAUCGGAAUGGUUAUGGGAGAGAAAGAGAAGGGAGCUAUAGGGAUGAUGACCGCUAUGGUAGGUAUGGGGACUCGUAUGGUCGUGAUGGAGAUCGCUAUGGUAGAGAUUCCGAUGAACGUUAUAGCAGAGAUGGUUACAGGGAUGAUGAUCACCAGGGAAGAAGUCGAAGCAUUGAUGACUACCAGUAUAGCUCGAGAGGUAGGAGCUCCGACAGAGAAAGGGACCGUGCUUAUGAUGAUGAUGGUCAAUAUUCAUCCAACAGAGGAAGUGGUGCUAGAGCUGAUGACCAUUCCCAAGAUGGAAGUUAUUCAGGCAAGCGGCUUGACCGGAAAUUUUCUGAACAAAAUCUUGGUGCUCCUCCUAGUUAUGAAGAGGCUUUGGGCGACGCUCGUAGCCCUGCUCACAGUGAAAGGGGUGGAGAAACUUCAGCAGCAUCUGCUCCCAAAACAUCUGCUUCUGUGGGCACUAGUCCAAGCCAAGCAACCCCUGCUCCUGCCACGUCUGCAGCUCCUGCUUCUGCUUCCCCUGUCCCUGUCCCUGCUCCUGCUCGUGCCCCUGCCUCUGCCCCUGCUCCUCCUGCAAACAAGGAAGUUGAUGGCUUUGAUGAAUUUGAUCCACGCGGUUCAUUUUCAGCUGCCCGAACUACCUCAAAUGGUGCUGAAAUGGACUUACUCGGUUCUUUGUCAGACUCAUUGGCUAUAGUACCAGUUACAACAUAUGCAGCUGCAACCCCUGAAGUUAAUGCCCCAGCGAACUUCAGCUCUGGACCCACAUUUGCAGCCACGGCAGCAUCCACUGUCACAAACCAGCCUUUUGAAGACCCAUUUGGCGAUGGUCCUUUUAAAGCUCUCCCUUCUACAGGUGCUUCCCCAGCUCAACCCCAGAAUAUUGCUCCUACAUCCGUCAAUCCCAAUGCCCAGUUCUCAACCCAAGGCUUUCCGGCCUCCAGUCAGAACGCUGAUAUUUUAGAGGGUAUUCUCCCAACAUCCGGACCUUCACAGACGGGAUUUCCAGCUCAAGUCGGCCAGCCUGCAUCAAUGAUGGGUUUUUCAGCUCAAGCGGGCCCACCUACACCACAGACAAGUUUUCCACCCAGCCAACCUGCAACACAUUCUGGUUUUCAAGGUCAACCCAGCCAACCUCAACCACAGACUGGUUUUUUGGGGCAAGCCAGCCUGCCAACAUCACAGGCUGGUUUUAUGACCGAAAGUGGCCAGCCUGCACCAAUGACAGGUUUUCCGGGUCAAACUGUCCAUCCCGCAACACAUUAUGGUUUUCCCGGUCAAACUGGCCAACCUCAACUACAGACUAGUUUUUCGGCUCAAGCUAACCAACCUGCAUCACAGCCUGGUUUUAUGACCCAAAGCGGCCAGCCUGCACCAAUGACAAGUUUUCAGGCUCAAACUGGUCAACUUGGACAGCCAACGACUUUUCCAGCUCCAAGUUCUCAAUCUGCACAGCCAAGUGCUAAUUUUUAUGGGAACUUCAACCAGCAGCCAAGAUCUGCUGCUCCGGCAGCUCCACACAUGGCUUCUCAAGCUACUGCUGGACAGACCACACAGUACAACACCGGAAACUUCCUUCCACAAACCAGUCCUGCAGUGGGACCAGCAGCACAGCAUAACAAUGAUGUCAUGGGUAAUUUCAAUCCACAAGUACAACCAACUACUACCAUAACCUCUCAACCAGGACCACUUGCUAUAGUUGCCCAACCAGCCAAGGAAAAGUUCGAGCCCAAGUCUACGGUUUGGACUGACACCCUGAACCGAGGGCUAGUCAAUUUGAAUAUAUCUGGAUCUAAAAUAAAUCCACUGGCGGAUAUCGGAAUUGAUUUUGAUGCACUAAACCGCAAGGAAAAGAGAAUGGAGAAGCCUACAACGGCAACUGUGACGUCAACUGUUACUAUGGGUAAAGCCAUGGGAUCAGGUUCUGGGAUAGGCCGUGCCGGUGCAGGUGCCAUCAGGCCUCCACCAAACUCCAUGAUGGGUUCGGGCAUGGGUAUGGGUAUGGGUAUGGGUAUGGGUAUGGGUAUGGGUAUGGGUAUGGGUGGUGCUCCUGGUGCAGCCAUGGGUAUGGGAGGCUAUGGAGGAAUGAAUCAAAUGGGGAUGAAUAGGCCUAUGAAUGUGGGCAUGGGUAUGGGUAUGGGGAUGGGUAUGGCUCAAGGACCCCAAAUGCAACCAACUGGAUUCCCUCCCGGAUCUACCAUGCCCGGUGGAUAUAACCCAAUGAUGGGCAGGGGUGGUUAUGCUCCCCAACAACCAUAUGGUGGUGGAUACCGAUGAGAUCAAGCCACCAGGUUGCAUUGAGAUUGACAAAAAGAUUGGACAGCGGGCCAGGUGGCAAUCUCCGAAUCUCUCUGAUGCAUGAUGAUGCCUGGUCCAUCCUGCUUUUGGUGUUAAGAGGUUUAUUUUUCUUUAACAGUUGUAAUUUUUUGGGGAAGCUGCUUGUAGAAAUGUAUUAUCUAUCAUGUCUUUGAUGAUCUUUUUUGUUGUAGUUGCUUUGUUUCUUUUUGGUCAUAAGAGAUGUGUAGAUGAGCUAUUAUUGGUGGUGGGUCAGUUGUGAAGUUGUAUACCAUUGAGGACAACCUUUCUGAGGUGCCUCUUUAAUACAUUCACUUUUUGUGAUUUGUCAGAUUUUAUAGUAUGGCAUGCCUACCUGCUGAAAAAUAAAAAUUGGUAAUUCAUAUUUUUGGCA
Messenger RNA from Camellia sinensis, 3635 nucleotides. Its product is annotated as ENTH/VHS family protein. Gene Ontology annotation, molecular function: phospholipid binding; clathrin binding. Gene Ontology annotation, cellular component: clathrin vesicle coat; endosome; plasma membrane. Lineage: Eukaryota; Viridiplantae; Streptophyta; Magnoliopsida; Ericales; Theaceae. The record is from RefSeq and is a predicted model, not a curated record. Gene Ontology annotation, biological process: endocytosis.